AUGGGCAACGUUGUGUCCGGCGUGCAGCUCCGUCGGCGGCUGCCUGCGGUGGAGGAGCGCCUCACGCGGCCGCGCCGCCUCGUCCGCGAGCUACCCGACCUUGACGCCGGCCGCCUGCGUCGUCUCAUCCGCAGUGGCGACCUCGCGCCGUGCUUUGACCCGGCCGAGGACGCCGGCGACGGCCUAACCGAGGAGUGCCCCAUUUGCUUCUUUGUAUGA
Miscanthus lutarioriparius is the source of this 219-nucleotide messenger RNA. The record is from the annotation of a GenBank genome assembly. Lineage: Eukaryota; Viridiplantae; Streptophyta; Magnoliopsida; Poales; Poaceae.